This is a messenger RNA of Homarus americanus (American lobster), 2574 nucleotides long. RefSeq lists its product as uncharacterized. The coding region runs from base 1000 to 2574 and encodes 524 amino acids. The record is from RefSeq and is a predicted model, not a curated record. Gene Ontology annotation, molecular function: protein binding. The transcript has a single exon. NCBI's taxonomy places the organism in Eukaryota, Metazoa, Arthropoda, Malacostraca, Decapoda, Nephropidae.
GUUGGCACUGGCAAUACCCAGGGUCUUGUUGGCAGUUUUUAUCCUUUAGUUAAAUGAUUUUCUUUGAUUCGUUGCUGUGUUAACUACUGUGGGGACCUGUGAUGACUAUGUUAACUACUGUGGGGACCUGUGAUGACUAUGUUAACUACUGUGGCGACCUGUGAUGACUAUGUUAACUACUGUGGCGACCUGUGAUGACUAUGUUAACUACUGUGGCGACCUGUGAUGACUAUGUUAACUACUGUGGCGACCUGUGAUGACUAUGUUAACUACUGUGGUGACCCGUACGUGACCUAUAAUGGCUGUGUUUGAGGAAGGAGGUACUCAGCGAUACCAGACACUUGUAAUACUACGAACGACUAUCAAUUGACAUGAAAACAUCUAUAAGCGAGGACUGUGAGACGUGUGUUGUGUUAUGGCGUCAAAGGUCACACGAUCCUGCCACUCAAGGGGACACUGUAGAGAUGUUUAUCUGUAAGAAUUUGUGAUUUAUUUCCCUUUAAGCUUCAACUGGUGGUAAAAGUUUGUGGUUAAUAUAAAGAAAAUUAAUUGAAUUGAUUGAUUGGGUUGGUUGAUUGAUUGAUAAAUAAGACCCAUUAAACAGAAUAUCUCCCAUAACUUGAAUAUAAGAAAGUAAUCAAGUGUUCUUAGAUCUCUGGCAGUGAUGUAGAUGAAAGCUAAAGUGUGAAUUACUGGAAACUAACCGACCGAAAAAAGAUGCAGUCACUGGUUUAUAGAAUCUAGGUGUUUGUGUCGCUCAUACUAAGGUUAAUGAUGAUGAUGAUGAUGAUGAUGAUGAUGAUGAAGGGGACUGUAGUGUUACCUGUGAAGUCAAGACGAAUGACCGUAUAGUAGUUUGAGAAAUUCCUUUUAUAACUACUACUUGUCCACACCGACAACACGGUGUGGACAAGUUUGCUACUGGUGUCUGAUUCAAGUCAACCUAACCUAACCUAACCUAACCUAACCUACACCGACGACAGUUCUCCCAAGGUCACAAUGGUGUACAACACAACAAUUUUCCCUGGGAGUUUAGAGAGGAUGGUGUCUCCGGGUCCUGGCGACUUGGAGAACUUUAAGCACAUCCUCGGCUACUGGCGAGGCACCAAUGAACUCAAGAGCAAGAGGGAUCUAGCUGGUGAGGUCCUUAGAGUGGCUAUAAGGCGUUCCUGUAGGCCGAGAAGUCCUGCUCCCGGAGGAUGGAAGGUCACGGUGGACGGCUGGGGGGACCAGGACCCUCGGGCAAGAAGUCCUCCACUCAUAAGAGGAAAACAGAGUCCUAAACUAAUGAGUCAUAGUCCUCGAGUCCUAAGGUGCCAGAGUCCUGUACUGAAAGAAGUAGUUGGUUCAAAGAUCAGUAGUCCGAGGCUGAGAGUCCGUAGUCCUAAAGUGACCAUUAAGAGUCCCCAACUACGUAAGGCUACUGGUCGUGAUAGUCCUAAACUGGCUCUGGGAACUCUUAAGUCUCGUCUAGGUAAAGAAAGUCCUCGCCUUACAGGUCGUGUUCAUAAACCAGCAUGGCGACCCAAGAAGAGUGUUCACUGGAAGACCAACAUCGCUACCUGGAUCCAGAUGACCGCCAAGAACUCAAGUGUGUCUGUGUGUGAGGCGUCAAGCUGCGGUGAUGACUGGAGCUGCCGCCAUGAAGGACACGAGAACGAGACGAGUGACGACGAUGGGACGAUGAGGUUCAACACGGCGGGGAAGAGCAUCUAUGGGGGAUCCAGCACCAAAGACGAGGACUCUUCUGACUUCGAGUACACAGACUUCGCUCAAGUAAACAAGCCAGGAGAGAGAAGAACCAAUACCUACGUCAAUCCAUAUUUUAUUUCAGUGGCUUCAGGUCCCCCGCCGCUGAGUCUCCGGAAGCAAUUGCAUCCGCCACCACCACCACCGCCUCCUGAUGGUGACUUGGGAUCAAAUUAUUACAAUGAGUUGAAUUGUUCCUGCGGCUGUCAGGGAAGUGUUGGUUCGUCACACACUUAUGAGGAUGUUGAGGACAGCUUUGACACCAACAGCCUCACAAGUCAUGACACCAAACAGCAGAGAAACAGUAGCAGCAGUAGCAGCAGUAGAAGCAGUAGAAGCAGUAGUAACAGUAGCAAUCAUACUUACUGUGAAAUUAGUCAAGUAGGACGCGGUGCUAAACGGGAGGUUCUGAGUUCUCUUCUUCGUAAUGAUCACCAUCUGGAGUCCCUCAAGUCAACAUUGGUCCACGUGUUGCCCAAAGACGACAUCACCUCCACCACCCUCCUCGCCUGUCGCCUCGGGGACCUGGAGUACCUGCAGGACUUGGCCAAACAGAGUCGUCUUAACCCCUGCGCCCGGGACCUACAGGGAGCCACCUGUGUACACUACGCUGCUCGGGGAGGACACCUACACAUCCUUCGCUUCCUGCUGGAGGAUCAGGGGCAGCGACAGGUGAUGAAGUGUGAUGUUGGCGCCACACCCCUCCACGAUGCUGCCGCUCUCGGUCACCUGGACACACUCAAGUACCUCAGGAAACACUCCAAACACACACUUGACCUCACUGAUAAGGAUGGCGCCACCGUCCUACAUGUAGCUGCAAGGUAA